CACACUACCAUCGCCACCGCAUCUCCCGCGUUCAUUUCUCCCCCUCCUCCCUCUUCCUCGGCGUCAGAAGUGCAGUCGAGCUUGAACGCCGAUUCCCGCUCCUCCCCGCUCCCUGUUCCUCUCUCAGACCAGAAGGAACACAUAAAGAAGAAAGAUUUGUUGGAGGAAUGGGAAGAGAGCCAGCUGAGAGGUAAAGAAUAUAACAGAUUAGAAGACAAAGGAGAAUAAUGGCGAAAAUUCAAGAAAGAACCUUCAAACCAGUAAUAUUCAUGGAGGUCAACCUUAUUGUGUUGUUGCAUAUCUUCACAUUAUACUUCAUCAGAUAUGGAUACUGCUGCAGUCCCAAGUUUGUACCCAUUACACCGAUGUAAAACACUACAUCUGGUUAGGCACGGGCAAGGAUUCCACAAUGUGGCUGGAGAAAAAGAUUUUAAAGCGUAUAUGUCCGAAGAAUUUUUUGAUGCUAAUCUUACUCCUUUAGGUUGGGAGCAGGUUGAUAAUCUACGGAAGCAUAUACGUACAUCUGGGCUUGUGUCUAAGAUUGACUUGGUCAUAACCUCUCCACUGCUACGGACAAUUCAAACUGCUGUGGGGGUUUUUGGUGGGGAAGAAUACGUGGAUGGGGUGCAGGCACCUCCUUUGAUGGUUUCUAAUGCUGGGAACAGUAAUCAUGCUGCGAUAUCAAGUUUAAGUUGCCCACCUUUUGUUGCAGUUGAACUGUGUCGAGAGCAUUUGGGAGUUCAUCCAUGCGAUAGAAGGCAGAAAAUAAGUGAUUAUCAAGCACUUUUCCCAGCCAUUGACUUUUCACUGAUAGAAAAUGAUGAUGACAUCCUAUGGAAGCCUGAUAUUAGAGAGCCAACUGAAGAAGUUGCUAAUAGGGGAAAAAAAUUUAUUAAUUGGUUGUGGACAAGGAAGGAAAAGGAGAUUGCUGUUGUCACUCAUAGUGGCUUUCUGGUGCACACCUUGAGAAUGUUUGGGAAUGAUUGUGAUCCAAUUGUUAAAGAAGAAAUAAGUAGACCGUUUGCAAAUUGUGAACUUCGAUCAUUGGUUGUCGUAGAUAGACAUGGAUCCUUGUCGGGUUACCGGAGCACAAAUUUUCCAGGAAAGAUUCCUCGCGGUCCUGAUGUUCCAAGUGAUUUUGCACAUAUGGAUAAGGCAGAGGAUGGGAAGUUUUAGGAUUCCUUUUUGAUCAAGGAUUAUUGCCUUCCUGGUAAUUGAAGGUAGUCACUUGGUUUUCCAUUGUCAGUUUGUAUGAUUGUGGACUUGGCCUAGUUGUGGUGCAAUUGCUCAUACAUUCUACUAAAAUACGCCAAAUUUGUGGCAUGGAUUCCCAUUUUUCAGAUGGUUCUUGUCUUUUUUCCAUUAUAAAUUUCGUAUGUUCUGUUUGAUGGACCUUUUUUUUAGAAAGAAUGAUGGCAUCUAGCAUGUUUUCACGUUA
Nymphaea colorata (pocket water lily) is the source of this 1438-nucleotide messenger RNA. RefSeq names its product phosphoglycerate mutase-like protein 1. The record is from RefSeq and is a predicted model, not a curated record. Gene Ontology annotation, molecular function: phosphatase activity. Bases 325 to 1176 code for a protein of 283 amino acids. Gene Ontology annotation, cellular component: cytoplasm. NCBI's taxonomy places the organism in Eukaryota, Viridiplantae, Streptophyta, Magnoliopsida, Nymphaeales, Nymphaeaceae. The transcript has 11 exons.